AUGAAAUCGUGGGCUAAAUACCAAAAUGGCAAUAUUUGUUCAGACGUCUCGACCCCAGGCUUUAUUCCAUCGGUUCCCUUUAACUGUGAAAACAGCUACAUAGACAACUACUCCUGCAAGAAGUGCACCUUCCAAGCUGAUCUACUCAUAUUUUUCAAAAGACACGUCGAAGACUACCAUGGUAUUAAAAAAGAAACCGAUUUCACCCCUUUGCGUUACAGUUACAACAUUCAAAAUUAUAUUUGCAAAAAAUGCAACUUUGCAACCCACUCGUGCAUAAAAAGACUGCAACAUUCGACGGAGUGCCUUGAAAGUAAACACAGUUCCGAAAAGCUCAGUCCACACGUAUUAAAAACAGUCAAAAUUCAUAAAAUCCAGCCUCAUCGCAAAAAAAAGAAACCAAAAAAUCCCCGCUGGCACAAAUGUGACCAAUGUGAUUACCAGUCCACAAACGCAAGUCACUUAAAAGCGCACAUAAUUUCCAAACACCUUAAAGAAGACGAAUUAAGUUGGUUUUAUUGUGACAAGUGCCCCUAUAAAACCCUGUUCAAGAAGCACCUGCGCCGGCACGACCACGCCAAACACACUGAAGACGAAAAAGUGCAAUGGUAUGAAUGUAAACUGUGUCCAUACAAAUCUAAAUUCCAAGGACCGUUGAAUUGGCACAAAAAAGCCACACAUCUCAUCGGAACCAAUAUUAAACUGUACGUUUGCGACCACUGUCCCUAUAAAACGUGCAGGAGAGGAAAUUUCCGGAGACACAUCACUAGUAAACACGUCAACGACAGCGAAAUCCAGUGGCACCAAUGUGAAAAAUGCACCUACAAGUCGAAAUUCAAAAGCAACUUGAACAUCCACAUGAAGAUGGUACAUCCAGACGAAAGCAGCAUCAAAUGGGAGAAAUGCGAGCAAUGCGGCUUCCAAACCAAGUUUGCAAAAAACCUGAAAAUGCACGUGCAGAAUAAGCAUUUGAGUGAUGGAGGAAUUCGGUGGUAUUAUUGUGAAAAGUGCCCCCAUAAAACUAAGCACAGAAGCGCUUUGCAGCUGCAUAUCAGUAACAAGCAUUUGAGUGAAAGUGAAGUCGAGUGGUUUCAGUGUGAAGAGUGUUCGUAUAAAAGUAAACAGAAGAGCCGGUUAAAAGUGCACAUACGUGAGGUGCACUUCUUGGAUAAAAAAGAUAUCAAGUUGUAUGAGUGUGACCAGUGUUCGUAUAAAGCAAAACAAGCGAAAUGUGUGAAAGAUCACGUUAUUAUGAAGCACGUGAGGGAAAGUGAAGUGCAGUGGUAUCAGUGUGAGGAGUGUCCAUACAGAGGGAAAUUGAAGAAGUUGUUGAGUAAACAUGUAGCUACCGUUCAUUUACGCAGAAGUAAAGUGACCUAA
Messenger RNA from Zophobas morio, 1380 nucleotides. RefSeq names its product zinc finger protein 711-like. The coding region runs from base 1 to 1380 and encodes 459 amino acids. The record is from RefSeq and is a predicted model, not a curated record. The transcript has a single exon. NCBI's taxonomy places the organism in Eukaryota, Metazoa, Arthropoda, Insecta, Coleoptera, Tenebrionidae. Gene Ontology annotation, biological process: regulation of transcription by RNA polymerase II. Gene Ontology annotation, molecular function: RNA polymerase II transcription regulatory region sequence-specific DNA binding; DNA-binding transcription factor activity, RNA polymerase II-specific.